This is a messenger RNA of Penaeus monodon (black tiger shrimp), 1944 nucleotides long. RefSeq names its product caldesmon-like. Bases 82 to 1944 code for a protein of 620 amino acids. NCBI's taxonomy places the organism in Eukaryota, Metazoa, Arthropoda, Malacostraca, Decapoda, Penaeidae. The transcript has 4 exons. The record is from RefSeq and is a predicted model, not a curated record.
GGAUCCUCCAUUCCACAAGUUCUUCGACGGACAUUUGUUGCAAAGAAUUCUUCGAGCACAGAUCUUGGGGAGGCGGUUGUGAUGAUCAGAAAACAGAAGCCCCAGCGUGUUCUGCUGCAGGUGCUUCUUGGUGCCUUUGUGGUCCAUCUCGUCACGAGCCUCCAGCAUGACCUCUCGAGGCAACAACCUCUGACAAUCGGGUAUGCUCUUGCCAGACGGAAAGAAUCUCAUCUUGCAAAGCCGAAUGGAAACGAGGAAUUGGAUCAGGACAUAGAAGAGCUACAACGAGCAAGUGUACGGCGUCUAGAUUCUAGGAAAGCCCCUGAAGAACGACGCUUGGAUAUCAGAAAUACUCCUGAAGAACGACUGGUUUUCAAGAGAUCUUCUGAAAAGCGUGUAGAUUUUAGGAGAACCCCUAAAGAACGAUGCUUAGACUCAAGGAGAAGCUUUAAAGAUGGACAUCUAGCUUCCAGGAGAGCCUCCGAAGAACAUACAGUUCAGAAGAGAGCUUCUGGAGAACCGCAUCCACUUUCCAAGAGAGCUGAAGAACGAAAUCUGAAUUCUAGGGGAACCUCUGAAAAACAACGACUAGAUUCCAGAAGAGCUACAGAACGUCCGGAGUCAAGGGGGCCCUUUGUAGAACGCCGUCUAGAUUCCAGGAGAGCUUCUGAAGAACGUCUUGAUUCCAGGAGAGCUUCUGAAGAACGUCUAGACUCCAGGAGAGCUUCUGAAGAACGACGUUUGGAUUCCAGGAGAGCUUCUGAAGAACGACGUUUGGAUUCUAGGAAAGCUUCUGAAGAGCGACGUUUAGAUUCCAGGAGAGCUUCUGAAGAUCGACGUCUAGAUUCCAGGAGAGCUUCUGAAGAACGGCGUCUAGAUUCCAGGAGAGCUUCUGAAGAACGUUUAGAUUCCAGGAGAGCUUCUGAAGAACGACGUCUGGAUUCCAGGAGAGCUUCUGAAGAACGUCUAGAUUCCAGGAGAGCUUCUGAAGAACGUCUAGAUUCCAGGAGAGCUUCUGAAGAACGACGUCUGGAUUCCAGGAGAGCUUCUGAAGAACGACGUCUGGAUUCCAGGAGAGCCUCUGAAGAACGACGUCUGGAUUCCAGGAGAGCCUCUGAAGAACGACGUCUUGAUUCCAGGAGAGCUUCUGAAGAACGUCUGGAUUCCAGGAGAGCUUCUGAAGAACGACGUCUUGAUUCCAGGAGAACUUCUGAAGAACGUCUGGAUUCCAGGAGAGCUUCUGAAGAACGGCGGCGUCUGGAUUCCAGGAGAGCCUCGGAAGAACGUCUGGAUUCCAAGAGAGCUUCUGAAGAACGUCUUGAUUCCAGGAGAGCUUCUGAAGAACGUCUUGAUUCCAGGAGAGCUUCUGAAGAACGACGUCUUGAUUACAGGAGAGCUUCUGAAGACCGACGUUUAGAUUCCAGGAGAGCUUCUGAAGACCGACGUUUAGAUUCCAGGAGAGCUUCUGAAGAACGACGUUUAGAUUCCAGGAGAGCUUUAGAAGAACGACGUCUUGAUUCCAGGAGAGCUUCUGAAGAACGACGUUUAGAUUCCAGGAGAGCUUCUGAAGAACGUCUAGAUUCCAGAAGGGCUUCUGGAGAACGACGUCCAGAUUCCAGAAGAGCUGAAGAGCGACUGCAAUAUGGAAAUUCCAAGAGAGUGACUGAAGAACAUCUGGAUUCCAGAGAAGCCUGUGCAGCGAAACCUUUAGUUUCUGAAGUAUUCUCUGGGGAAUAUUUUAUGGAUCCAAAAGAGCAGUGUAUUGCGAACACCCUAGGAAAAUACUCUGGUUUUGGAAUUGCUUUAGAAUGUCGAGCAGAUUACGGGGGAACAGUUGUUGAUCCCUUGCCUGAAAACCCAGGAGUCCUGAAGAUGAACAAAGAAAAAAAUAUGGUUCGAAAGCUCCCCUCCCAUCUGAAUACCCGGAAACAUACUCGAAGUUGA